AUGGCACCCUCACCAUGUGGAAGCUUCGUCAUUUGCGCCACCUACGGCCACUGGUCGCCGUGGGACACUGACUUGUCAAGCGGUAAAGUUGAGCGUCACAAUUACAUGAACACUAGUUACAUCACCACUACCACCACCACAGUAAACAGCCACACUAGUCACGUAGUGUGCCGCAAACAUAGCUGGAUCUGCAACCUCGGGGGACAGCCGAAGGCCAAGCUCAACAAGAGGAACCUGCAGCAGUAUGUGAGUCGAAGACGGUGGCACACAGCUGUCCAUACGGUCACCGCUCUCCGACGCAUGGGGGCAAACCUAUCUGAGAGGCGGGAAUCCACCAGCCAAGAGUUUGCCAAGACGAAAAGCAGCAUAGAGCUGUAUGGCCUGGAGAAGGAGUUCCUUUCGUCCUCGGGCUUUAGCCAUUCCAGGAGUUCCAACGAAUUUCAGAGUCUGGAAUCGCCGACGGUAGAAGCUCCGUCACGCCUUGCCCCAGUGGCUGAGAAGGAGACCGAGAGCUCACCUCCCAGUUUAAGAAAGUCAGAAAGGCGGCGGACGACUCAACCGAGAUCAAGUUGUAAAAAAUCUAAAACUGUUAAUAACAAAGAUGCACCAACUGUACAACCAAGUCAAGAGCAAAAGAAAAGAGAAGUGCUUUACAUAGAAGCAGAGGAGGCAUUGCGGCGGAUGGUAGGUCAGGUUCCAUCAUCACGAACGGCUAACUCGGUCUGUUCGGAUGACCAGAGGCAGACGAAGCAGAGUAGAGACGAGUGUCCCCAGCCCAAAGACUCUCCCAUUUCCAUCAAACAGCGUCGUGAGAAACCGCCCUCACAACCCGUCCCGCGGAGGCCCACGACAGUCACCUCCUCGACUCGCGUCCCACCGGUGCUGGAGCUGGCCCGAAGGAGGUCCUCCGGCAUGGCCAUCCAGUAUCCUUCGACCAUCGGCAAACCACUCCUGGAAGCGGUCGAACAAGCGAAAGUCGGACCGCGCUCGCUCGUCGACCAGUUGCUGGGACAGUUCAAGGGGAUGCAGUCGUUCUCCUUCGCUGAGCUGAGGACGACCAAGGGCAAGGCCACCUUAGCGAGCACCGUGGUCAGCAAGCCCGUCUUCCAGUUCCGCAAGGGCCGACCCAUCAACAGCGGCGCUGUGCUGGAGAUCGCCAAGAAGUUCAUGGGCUUCGAGUAA
Messenger RNA from Penaeus vannamei (Pacific white shrimp), 1182 nucleotides. Lineage: Eukaryota; Metazoa; Arthropoda; Malacostraca; Decapoda; Penaeidae. The record is from RefSeq and is a predicted model, not a curated record.